Molecule: messenger RNA, 1402 nt
Organism: Marchantia polymorpha subsp. ruderalis
Lineage: Eukaryota; Viridiplantae; Streptophyta; Marchantiopsida; Marchantiales; Marchantiaceae
Source: the annotation of a GenBank genome assembly
CUUCAGGUGGGGAAGUUCUUGGUCACAGUCGGUCGACGUCUCUUACAGGUGAUUCUGCUCUUAAGUGAGAAGGAUUUUGGCGUAUGAGAGAAAGCUGCUGCUACCAUUUUUCUGCAGCUAACUUUUUUCAGGGCAGUUUCAGAGCAGGUCCGACUUCAAGACACCACGUACUGUUGAUCUUUCUUUGAAAUCCAUACUUGGAUACUUUGCCCCAUAAAAGUGGACGUGACGGCAUCAACCAUGUCUUCACAGGGCUACGUUGGAAAACUGUCAGGCCCCAACAAUUACAGCUUGUGGAGGGCCAAAACGAUGAAUCGUUUAAUGAAAGAGAAUCUGUGGUACGUCGUCUGUGGAGACGAGGAACGACCCACUGAAGGUGCAGCAGCACAGAAAGACCACGACGAGAAGCAAAACAGAGCCUUGACUCUCAUUGCGGCAUCUAUCAAUGACAAAUUGGUUUGCGAGAUUUCGCAAUGUAGGAGUGGUACUGAGGCUUGGAAUAGGCUGGAAGACAAAUGUCAUUCUUCAGCUGAAUUGACAACGAUCAAACUGAAGGAGCAACUCUAUAAAGCCAAGUUGCCGGAGGGUGGUGAUUUAGGUGACCAUCUGAACCAAAUUGAAGACCUAUUUUUGAAGCUGGCUCAAUUGAAUGUUGAUCACAGUGAAAAAGAAGUCGUGUUGACAACCAUGAAUAGUCUCAACAACAGUUAUCGACCUUUUGUUUCCAAUGUACUUGCUCGACACAAGGACAAUCUUCCAGAAUUCAAGGAACUUUGUGAUAUGCUGCUUGAAGAGGAGGCUAAGAAACAUUCAGGUCAUGGAAGUUCUUCUACAAAUCCAGUCAAGACGCAGCCAAACGUCAGAGCAGGCAAGAAUCCUGCUCUACAGGAGGUGUACUUCUGUGUAUACUGCAAUAAGCGUGGCCACACAAUUGAACUUUGCAGGAAGAGGACUGGAUCCUGCUUCCAUUGUGGGAGGAAAGGCCACAAGAUAGAACAGUGCUUCGACAGGAAAUAAGAAGAAAAAGAAGCAAGAACUUGAAGGCAAGGUGAGGAAAUUGUUUAAUGUCCCCGACCAUAAUACAGGGCAGAACGGCAACUAGUUCGUGAAUUAGAUGCUUUGAAGUAAGUCCAUGAAUCCAGAUAACAAAGUAACUCGAUCUAGGGAACCGACUCUACGGAGGAAAAAGAGUGUCACUUGAGUGAACACGAACAAUGAUCGCAUCAAGCAGUCCCCUCCCUUUAUGUUAGUGAGUGAUCUGUUCUAUUGUGUGCGCAUAGGCGUCGAGAGAACAGUUUCAGAAGAGCAGACAGGUCCUAAUUCUUGGCAUGUCACUCCCACUUGGAAAUAAUUACUGUAAGGUCGGUUCUGCUAUCUUGAACAAUAUAUCCAAUAAAGCACU